Messenger RNA from Trichobilharzia szidati, 933 nucleotides. The record is from the annotation of a GenBank genome assembly. NCBI's taxonomy places the organism in Eukaryota, Metazoa, Platyhelminthes, Trematoda, Strigeidida, Schistosomatidae.
AUGGCUUGUGUUCUCCUGCCACAUCUCGUCGAAAUGAAACCUUACAAGAAGUCCGAGAAACUGCCACUAAAUUUUGCGGAGGAUGGAUCAUGGAACAUCAAAUUUGGAGGACUGACUGUUGGCAGUAACGAGAAGGGAGUGGUGAAGCUGGGGUCUGGUCUGUGUGUCACAAACUUCGAUCUGUCGAAACCGACUGCUGAGGAGUUGUCUGCGAAGAAGGGAACUCGACAGGUGGACAUUGCCUGCAAACGUCCUGAUGUGAAGAAGAUUGUAACUUUAAAUUCUACGAAUGCAAACAAAACUGGUGAGAAGCCUCCUGUAAAGACGGAAGUCAAGAAAAACAAGAAUGUGGUGAACGUAACCCAAGGGAAGGCUGUCAAAAAGGUGGAAGAAGAGAAGACUGUCAAAAAGGUCCAAUUAAAGGAGGAUGAAAAGAAGGUGAAGGAAAUCAAAGAUGAGAAGAAGACGAAAGAAGAGAAGGACGUGAAGAAGCUGAAAGAAGAGACAGAUGUCAAGAAAGUGAAAGAAGAGAAAGGCGAGAAUAAGGUGAAAGAAAUCAAGGAUGAGAAGAAGACGAAAGAAGAAAAGGAAGUGAAGAAUGUCAAAGUAGAUAAACCAGUGAAGGUGGAAGAGAAGAAAGAUGUGAAGAAGGCGAAAGAAGAGACUGUUGUGAAGAAGAUUACAGAAGAGAAGACUAUCAAGAAGGUGAAUUUAGAGGAGAAUGCAAAGAAGGCCGAAGAAGUAAAGGGUGUGAAGAAAACAAAAGAAGUGAAGGAGACGAAGAACGUAGAAAAAGAGGAGGAUGAAAAGGAUGCAGAAGAAGAGGAGAAUGAGAAGGACGAAGAAGAUGAGGAAGAGGAAGAGGAAGAAGAGGAUGAAGAUGACGAUGAUGAUGACGAGGAUGAUGAAGACGAAAAGGAAGGGGACGAUUAG